Urocitellus parryii (Arctic ground squirrel) is the source of this 1073-nucleotide messenger RNA. It is a transcript of the gene Spryd7, whose product is annotated as SPRY domain containing 7. Gene Ontology annotation, molecular function: protein binding. Lineage: Eukaryota; Metazoa; Chordata; Mammalia; Rodentia; Sciuridae. The record is from RefSeq and is a predicted model, not a curated record.
CUUGCGCUCGGGCGGGGACAGAAGGCGGGGCGGCACGGUGAGGGGCGGUGUCGCCGCGGUAUAGGGGCGGUGGCGGCGACGGAGCGGUGGUCCCUGCGCGAUGGCCGCUUCGGUUUUGUGCUGCCUGCGAUGCUGCAGAGACGGCGGGACGGGCCACAUCCCUCUGAAGGAGAUGCCGGCUGUGCAGCUGGACACGCAGCACAUGGGAACAGAUGUUGUCAUUGUAAAAAAUGGAAGAAGAAUAUGUGGAACAGGAGGUUGUUUAGCCAGUGCACCUUUACAUCAAAACAAAAGCUACUUUGAAUUCAAAAUCCAGUCUACAGGAAUAUGGGGUAUUGGUGUUGCAACUCAGAAGGUUAACCUGAAUCAGAUUCCCCUUGGCCGAGAUGUGCACAGUCUGGUGAUGAGAAAUGAUGGAGCCCUAUACCACAACAAUGAAGAGAAAAACAGGCUGCCAGCAAACAGCCUUCCACAGGAGGGAGACGUGGUGGGUAUUACAUAUGACCAUGUAGAAUUAAAUGUAUAUUUGAAUGGAAAAAACAUGCAUUGUCCUGCAUCAGGUAUACGAGGGACAGUGUAUCCAGUUGUUUAUGUUGAUGACAGUGCAAUUUUGGAUUGCCAGUUCAGUGAAUUUUAUCAUACUCCUCCACCCGGUUUUGAGAAAAUAUUAUUUGAACAGCAGAUCUUCUGAAUGUAUUAUUUUUGAAACUUGUAUUUCUGCACUGUUACAAGUGUUUACCAUUUAAUAAAGCUUUAUCUGACCUGUAGAUGAAAUUAUAUUCUUAAAAUUUUGCUUGUUAAUAUUAUCUAAAGAAGCAUUGUAUUCAAUAUGCCACCCAGAGUGUUGAGUUAAAAUAAUUAUGCUUUGUGCUAUAAAAAUCAGCAUUUGGGGAAGUUUAUUAAUUCUUAUUUAAAUAAAUAUAUCUAUGAGUUUUAUUAACAGUAUUAAUGGUAAUAUGUGUAUAAAUAUUUAAAAGGGAAUCUUUCUUAUAUAAAGUGUUUUGAUAGAGAUAGAGAGUUGGGUGAUUUUUUUGUCAUUCUGAAAUUUAGAUCUCACUAAUUAUUUUAAAUCU